ACUGAACCGCUAUUGGCCGACGAAUUGCAGGACAAGGAACCAGAUAUGAUAGAAGUCAGUACAAUCUACGAUGGCCCUGAUAUGAUUAGCAUGGCCGAUGAUUCUGAUACAGAAGAUAUAGAUCUACUAUCAAAAGCCAAAAAGCCAGUCUCACCAUCCAAGAUACCAAUUACCAAUGCACAGACUAUAAAUUAUUUCAAGGACGCUCCGGAAGAGGAUGCGAAAUUACAGACAGUACCCGAUGAUAUUCCUCUAGAGACAAAACAAACUACAGUUAGCAAUGAUAUUCUGUCAAAUGUAGAA
This is a messenger RNA of Ogataea philodendri, 303 nucleotides long. RefSeq lists its product as uncharacterized. NCBI's taxonomy places the organism in Eukaryota, Fungi, Ascomycota, Pichiomycetes, Pichiales, Pichiaceae. The transcript has a single exon. The record is from RefSeq and is a predicted model, not a curated record. The annotation marks the transcript as partial.